AUGGCGCACAGGGAAGGGAAAUCGCAAUUGGCACAUCUACGGUAUUCCAAGAUACCAAAGAGCAUUGACAGUUGCAGUCUCGGUGCCAUGAACCUAUGCGAACCUGUUUCAGUCCUGCGUAGAGGCAGAAGGAAGACGAGACUGCAGGCAUCUAUGGGGCUGCAGUUGAGAGACAUCCAGGUGUUGUUUCUGGUACUGAUGGUUGUGGCUGAACCGUUUCUUUCCUGUGCUGCUGCGGAUGGUGGCAUGGCCACCCGAACGAGAAUGGCCACACCUGCAGCCGACGACGAUCCCUCGGUGACACUCACGAACUGCUUUCCCAGCGUUAUACUCAGUGCUUCCAACAUCCCAUACACCUGCGAAGUUAAAAAUGACCAAACACUAAGUGGCUUGAACCUCUCCGCAUCGUACUAUCAUAAAGGAGACCUCAUCCCUGGCUGGCCGGCGACUCUUGGUGCGAGAACCAAUACCAUUACAUUCAUGCCUAUUACUGGGGCGCCAUCAGGACGUUGGGAAUUGGUCAUAACUGAGGUUGCUGUCGAUUUAAGCUCUGUCACUCCUCGGACAACCAAUAAGAGCAUGAACUUCAUGCUGAUUGGUACGGUCCAUGCGAAUUUCAAAGUACUCUAUCCGUAUUACGGUAUGGGUGUAUCUUUUGCACCUAAUCUUCCGAGUGGCACCAUGGCUUCCGACUACAUGCUGGUCCGCUCUUUCAAUGACUGCCAGUACACCACUACAAACUGCACUGACAC
Trypanosoma grayi is the source of this 752-nucleotide messenger RNA. RefSeq lists its product as hypothetical. The record is from RefSeq and is a predicted model, not a curated record. The annotation marks the transcript as partial. NCBI's taxonomy places the organism in Eukaryota, Euglenozoa, Kinetoplastea, Trypanosomatida, Trypanosomatidae. The transcript has a single exon.